This is a messenger RNA of Xenopus laevis (African clawed frog), 6896 nucleotides long. RefSeq names its product coronin 2A L homeolog (gene coro2a.L). The transcript has 12 exons. The coding region runs from base 405 to 1997 and encodes 530 amino acids. Lineage: Eukaryota; Metazoa; Chordata; Amphibia; Anura; Pipidae. Gene Ontology annotation, molecular function: actin filament binding. The record is from RefSeq and is a predicted model, not a curated record.
GCACGCUUCCCUGAGCACACAAAGGAAGGGAUUAGAGCCCUCUCUCUCUUCCUUUAUUCACAUUAUCCCUAGUGCCCAGCCAACCCCUGUGCAUCCUGUAACCUCACACUGCCGGCGUUUGUACAGCCUCCUGGCUGCUGUCUAUAUACCCUAUUUCCUCAUCAUCAAAAAAAAGGAAAGCCACACACUUGUCAUGAUUUAUGAAUGAACGUGACUGGCUAAUUGUGCUAGAGCUGCAAGAGGAUCCAGCUAUAUACAGUUUGAGUGUGUGUAACCCAGAGCAGUGCAGUGGAAGCGCAGGGAGAGAGGGGCUGGCCUUGCCUCGGUGCUGCUGGGGACAGAGCAUUGCUGCGACGAGCUGGACAGUACAACUGGGACGGACCGAGCACCUCUUUUGAUUCUGCAUGACUAUAGCAAAGAUGUCAUGGCAGCCCCAAUAUCGAAGCUCGAAGUACCGUCAUGUCUUUGGUAAGCCUGCAAACAAGGAGAGCUGCUAUGACUGUGUUCCUAUCACAAGAAGUGUACAAGACAACCAUUUCUGUGCUGUAAAUCCAAUCUUCAUUGCUGUAGUGACAGAAUGUGCUGGUGGCGGAGCCUUUCUUGUUAUACCUAUACAACAGUCGGGAAAACUUGAUCCUCAUCAUCCAAAGGUUUGCGGUCAUAGAGGGAAUGUGCUGGACAUCAAGUGGAACCCCUUCAAUGACUAUGUAAUAGCCUCUUGUUCUGAAGAUGCCACGGUCAAAAUUUGGGAGAUUCCAAAGCAUUUGUUAAAUAAAAAUUUAACAAAUCCUAGUAAGGAGCUGCUUGGUCACACCAGAAGAGUUGGCCUCAUUGAAUGGCAUCCAACUGCCAGUAAUAUCAUUUUCAGUACUGGCUACGAUUACAAAAUUAUGAUAUGGAAUAUUGACAAUGAUGACCCUGUAAUUUAUAGUCCAGUGAGAACAAUUGAGUGUCACAAAGAUGUGAUUCUUUCCAUGUCAUUUAACACAGAUGGUAGUCUUCUUGCCACAUCUUGCAAAGACAGGAUAAUUAGGGUCAUUGACCCUCGCCAAGGGACUGUUAUACAGGAGUCCAAUUGCAAAACUCACAAAGCCAGCAAAGUGUUGUUUCUGGGAAACAUGAAAAUGCUGCUAUCUUCAGGGACAUCCAGGUGGAAUAACAGACAAGCUGCCCUAUGGGAUCAAAAUGAUCUAUCUGUGCCUUUACAUCAAGAAGAUUUAGAUGGCUCCUCUGGGCUGAUUUUCCCAUUCUAUGACUGUGACACCAACAUGCUGUAUAUUGUGGGAAAGGGAGAUGGAAACAUCCGAUAUUAUGAAGUCUGUUCUCAGAAGCCUUAUUUGCAGUACCUUAAUGAAUUCAGAUCCAGUUUGCCUCAAAAAGGAAUUGGUGCUUUGCCAAAGAGGGGGGUCGAUGUAUCAACUUGUGAAGUCUUUAGGUUCUACAAACUAGUCACUAUAAAAAGUCUUAUCGAGCCGGUGUCAAUGAUUGUGCCUAGACGGUCAGAAUCGUACCAGGAAGACAUUUAUCCAAUGACAACAGGAACUCAGCCAGCUCUUACUGCACAUGAAUGGCUGAGUGGAAUUAACCGAGGUCCUGUUCUGGUAUCAUUAAAGCCAGGAUCAAAAUCAGCUCCAUGUCAAGUAGAAGUGACCAGGGAGGAACCUAAGUUUCCUAUAAAGGAGCCAAAACUAGUGCAUGAAGUGAAGAUGCCCACAAAGACAUUAUGGGAGAUAGAGUACAAAACAGAGAUCAUAAGAGAGGACCGGAGCAAUAAAAAAGCAUUUGAAAGGCUCCAAGACACCAAGCAAGCAAUGUCUAAUGGAUUUGACAUCUUUGAGUGUCCACCACCCAAAACUGAAAAUGAGCUGUUACAGAUGUUCUACAAGCAGCAGGAAGAAAUCCGCAGGUUACGGGACCAAAUAAAUCAAAGGGACGUUCAGAUCAAACAAUUAGAGUUGGAAAUCAAGAACAAGCGCAACAGUACAGCCAGCUAUUGACUAUCAUCUACCCACAGCCACUAGAAUGUAACAUUGAAAGAAAAAAAAGGCCUCUAUACUAUUUUUAUGUAAAAUGUAAUUUUCAGAUAUGUAGCAAUGCUACAAGGUGCACAUAAUAUUUAUCAUCUUUUAUUAUCUGUUUUAAGCUUUUUUUUAUGUUAUAUUUGAACAAACUGCAAUCAAAGGUUUUUUAAUACUAAGGGGACUAUGGCUAUAAAAUGAGGGAAUUUUCGUUUGAAAACAAACGCAUCUGCCUUAAGUGAACCAAAACCCUAUUUCUUAAGAAUGAUUAGCCUGACCUUCGCUUGCCUGUGAAAGCCCCGGAAAUUAGUGGGCCAUAAACUUGCCCGAUUGCUAAGGAGCAGCGCUUUUAAAAAGCCUGAUGGGUUUUCUGUGAUGCCUUUAUUGAUUGGAUGUCAGGAAGGAAAGAAUACAUUCAAAUCUGCACCUACUGCACGUUUCUGCAAUCACACACUCUCUGCUUCCUAGCUGGGGAGCUGCUAUUCAGAUCUACACUGUGGUCCUUGCAGUGCAUUUACUGAAUGAGCAGGGGUAUCUAUGUAAAAACAGUUAUAAACUACAGUAAUUGAUUGCUCAGUUGCAUAUGUUUUUGACCAUAUUUCAUAGAGCCUAAGUUGAGCACAUACUUUUUCUUCCAUGGUGUACACAAAGGUCGAAUACUGUUAAAAAAAAAAUUAAUUUUAGUGCAGUUUUGACACAACCCUUGUGUAAAGGACUAUAUGUAGGUCCUCACAUACAAAGACACUUCUUCAGCCUUGCAUGGUUUAACUGCAUCAAUGAAUGUGGCCAAUUUUGAAGGUGACAGUAGGAAUGAAACAUCCCUCAAGACCCAUGUAGCCCAUAUUGUCCCAGGACAUGGCUCAGAAGUGCUGGGCACAAAGAUUGUUCUAGCAGUAUCUCAGAUAGGUGAGAAAACCUAAGAAUAGCAGAGUCUUUUAUUGCCUUAAUAAGUCUGCACAUUGAAAGAGUUGUCAUACACCUAUAGUUUUUAGCAUUCCUGAUUUCGGUGGCAUUGAAUUUUAUAAAUAUUGGAGCCAAUACAGGGAGCACACGGAAAAAGUAGGGCUGUUUGUUUAACAAAGUUUGUAACUUUUUUCCUCUUCUAUAAAACCACAGCAAAUGUGUAGCCAGGCAAAACUGCAUAACCAACCUGUGCCUAUAUGGAGAGUGGAGUCAAUCCCCUAUCACAAAGCACUGUUAGCAGCUCUCCAGUAAUGAUGGAAAUAAAAUGAAAUGAUUACAGAGGUAACAAGGCGUUUGCAUAGAGAUAAGUGACUGGAGAUCCUCAUCUACAACUCCCAGCAACCCAACUGCCACUUCCUCUCUUCUCUUCUCUUUCUGUAGAACCCCCUUUUUUACAUGUAUUGUGCCUGCUGUUGUCUUUGCUUUGUACCAUAACUAGAAAUCUGCAGCUGUGUAUUUGUCUAGUCUGAUAAUGGCAAGUAGUUUUAUGCAGCUGUGAUCAGGUUCUUACUUAUGUAUACAUAUGCAGGUAGUUCUCUCUAAAGUUCUCUACCAUAGUUUUCAUUAUGGUGAGAGAGAGCCAGCAACAGGCACAGUAGUUGUAGUCCUUUAAGGAUUUUAUAGCUUGUUGGAAUACACUGCCCUCUUACAAUAACUCAGGGAACUGUAGCCUAUGCUCCUGCUGUUCCUGCAGGUUUCAAUUUGGCCAAACUGUCCUAAGAAGACCAAGCCAGAUCUUGAUGUUAAGUGGCUGGUCCUUUGUUAAACUGGUAGAGCGACAAAAGGAACAGAAAGCCAUAGAGAUGGGGGGGGGCUUCUUGAAUCCACCAGCAAAUCAGCACUAGGCAGAAGUAAAUGGCUCACUCUUUCAGUGGUUAGAUGGGUAUAAGACUAUAAGUGAUCAGGCCAGAAGGCUUGGAAUGCAUAAGAUUAUUUACCUAGUAUAAGAAAAUAAAUGUAAUAUCUUGCUUUGUACAUAAUAUAAUACUGAGCUGAUGCACUACUCUGCAACCCCUUCCCUUUUUGCACUAUGGUGAUGUAGCAGAACUACCUAGGGAUGCACCAAAUCAUAUUUUUUGGGGACUUGCCUCAAUCCCAAAGCAAAUCAGAACCCUAAAUUGCACAUGCAGACGUUAAAAUGUUUGCUAUUCAGCUAGACACUUGGAUUCGAUCAAGUUCUGCUGAAAAAAGGCUCAGAUUCAACGAAAUCCUGAUCCAAAGCCCAUAUUUAGUACAUCCCUCCAAAUAAUCAACCAAGAACUUGCACCUUUACCUUUGUGUGGUGCUGGACUGUUAAUUGUAGAUAAGGUGGUGUGGGACAAGCUCCUUGAUAAACAACUGACAUAAUGUUCGUCUAGCAGCUAGAGGCAUCUCUAAAGUAAAACUCUCUGCUGAACAGAAGUCUUAUCACUGAUGAUUGAACUCUGGUGAGGUGUUCCUCACUCAAUGUCAAUGUGCUCUAGCAUUGGUCACCAUAACCCAGUGAUCUGCCUCUGUUGCCUAUAACUUCUACUAGGAUCCCGAAGAACCACGUGGUCAGGUCACUGUGCCCAGUGUAUAUUGGAGGUUAGCGCAUGUAAGGUAAGGGCUGCCCUGCCCUGUCACUAUUUUUACUAUUAGUUAGGACCUCAAAAUCAUUUAUUCUGUAUAAUUGGAAUAAAACGUAAAUCUAAUAGACUACUAGAAUGAUGAGGAACUACAAUUCCCAGGAUCCCACUAACAGGCACAUAUAUCUUUUAGACUUCAUAAGUUUUACAAAUGGUUUUUUUUUUUUCAUCUUAUUCUUAGGUUUCGUUUGAGGGAACAUCUGAAGUAGAGAGUGCCCUACUGUAGGAUUGUAAUGCCUCUAGGCCCAACACUUACUGCUUUUCUGGAUAUUUACCACUCAGAUAGACUUAUUUCCUAAAGCAAAUGACAAAAGUGCAUGCACCACUUCUCAGAAUUCCAGCACAAUAGUGGUAGUUUGCAUUGCAGCUUAUGUGUGAUUUACCCGUUUGAUGUCAGUGCUGGAAACUUGGGCGUUAUGUGCCAAUGUGUGCAUCAGUUAUGUGUGUAGGCCCAACAUGCAAAGAGGGUCAGUUGUUAAGCCCAUGUCACUCUUACACCCUAUGGAUGACUCUACAAAGCAGCUGGAAUUAUGUACUAAAUGCCAAGUAAAAGUGACAAGGAGUGUGAAUAUCCCAAGUACCUUUGUAAAGAGCAUUUAAACUAACUUUUGCAGACUGGUAUGCCCUUGCUUGUAUAUGAGCCCUAAAGGUGUGAUCAUUCUCAGCCACAUGGCCUCCACUCUUGAGUCUUUUUGAGAGGGGUCAUGUUUGUUUCUCAUCAAGUUGUGUUCCAUCUACGUUUGGUGCUUCACUGCAUCAGAGUGACUACAAACUCAUUGAAAGCAACGGGUUGCGUUUCUUCAUGUGGGUCCCUGUGGUGGAAUGCAUGAAAGGUCCACUGCAAGGAAAAACAUGAAGAAAUGCUUGUAUGUAAGGGAACAAAUGAAUAUGGUUUCACUCCAAAGGCUCUAUUUAACUAACAUAGGUCCACUUGUUAUCCAUAGCCACCAGUCUAGUAUGUUAGGAAAAGUGGGAAGCUACCAAUAGAUGGCUUCACGUGUGAGAGCUAAAAAUGAUAUAAAAGGCCAAAACUAGGGGUAGGCAGAAGAUGCAUGUACCUCUUCUCUCAUCUGCCUACCGGAAUUGCCAUAGCUGUUUUUAUCACAACUCUGGGUGGUUGGUUGCUUAGGAAGUGGAACAUGAUACAGUAGUAACAAGGGUGUUGGGGGGGUGGCUUGACAUCGCUGGGCCCCCCUGCAAAAAAGUAAUGGGGGGCAACACACAGAGAUCACCGUGACAGAAAACUCUAGCUCCACCUCCUACCCACAGUGGGCAAUGACUUUUAAAGGUAGGAGUGGGUUUGGCUCUGUAAGUAUAUUGGCCGUUGUGUAUGAAGGUGAAUAAACAGAGGCGGCUCCCUGCAUAACCCAGUUUGCAGUGCCUUAGUAACUGUGAUUUAUAAACAGGAUAGUGUUUCCUUUAAGCAACGGUUUACAUCACCAGUGGCCGUGUACAGGUAGCAUGCAAUUAUAUCUGACAAUUAUAGAUGCCUCAUUCCAAAUAUAGCAGUGGUUCUCUUGGAAUUUUCUUGGAAUUAUGGUCGGUAUCCUGUAUGUGUGAUAAAGAUCUUUAUCCUUGUUAUGAGCUAUGAGUGGCCUAAACAAAAAUGGGACCUCCAAAGAGGGACGGAACUGAAAAAGUCCAUCAAGCACUGCUCUGUAGUAAAUUAAUAGUAAUGUGCUGCUGUGUUAUAUUGGCAGUGAUCUCGCGGUUCCUACACCCUAUAAAUUGAGUCUUGCCGGCUUCUCAUUACACCAGGCCAGAGCCACAAUGGUUGAGUAAAGAAGCAUUUCCCAAGGAAAACUGGAUGUGUUUUUAAUGAUGCAUGAUCUCUUUGCUUUACAUACAGAUAUUUUCACUUUGAGUAAUAUAUUUAAAUUAUUCGUAAUCGACAUAAAAUAAAGUGUAUUUUUUAAGAUUCAUCUCUAUUAUAUGCCUUUAUGAACGAGAUGUAACAAAAUAAAAAUGACUACAAGCCAAUUCUAACUAUGCUUACUGCUAGAAAUUACUUGAAGAGAAAUUUGUCAUUGUUUACGGCAGGUAUGUGCAACACGCGUCCCCUUCAGCUGCUGCUCAACUACACCUUCCAGUUACUGACAAAGGAACUACAACUCCCAGCAUGCAGCAGCUCUUGGCUGGGAUUUGAUAAUAAGCAACAGCUGAAGGAUCCCUGGUUGUAAAUCCCGGCUUUACUAUGUAACCUCAGAACAAAGAAAAUGUAAUUAGCACUUGACUAUUUUUGCAAUACUUCUGUAAAAGCUUUAAUUGUAACAUUUAAAAAAAAUAAUUACAUCAACCUUGGAUUUUU